Molecule: messenger RNA, 4510 nt
Organism: Gymnodraco acuticeps
Lineage: Eukaryota; Metazoa; Chordata; Actinopteri; Perciformes; Bathydraconidae
Gene: fermt2
Product: fermitin family member 2
Exons: 17
Coding region: 272-2359 (695 amino acids)
Biological process (GO): cell-matrix adhesion; integrin-mediated signaling pathway
Cellular component (GO): extrinsic component of cytoplasmic side of plasma membrane; focal adhesion
Molecular function (GO): integrin binding
Source: RefSeq, a predicted model, not a curated record
ACAGCUCCCAGUAUGAAAGGAAAAGUGGGAUUGGAGCAGUGACGUUAUCCGCUGCUGGAAAGAGGGAGGGGGAAAGAGGGACGGCUGGACUCCAUUAAGCCGAAGCCUGCAGGAAAACUGUUUGGGAUACUUCACUUCUCCAGCGACUUCUUCGGGGAUUCUUUCUGUUUUUAUUGUCUUAAAAACCCUCCAUACAUGAUUUAAAGAGGGGGAACUUGUUUUGCACCGUUUAGUCGACUGUUUUAGUGUCUUUUUUCCGUCUUUGUGAAGGAUGGCGCUGGACGGGAUCCGGAUGCCCGAUGGCCACUACGCCGACGGGACGUGGGAACUGAAGAUGCAUGUCACCGACCUCAAGAGGGACGUGUCGCUGAGGGUGACUGGAGAAAUCCACAUUGGCGGAGUCAUGCUCAAACUCGUGGAGAAACUAGACGUGAAGAAGGACUGGUCAGACCAUGCUUUGUGGUGGGAGAAGAAGAAGACAUGGCUGUUGAAAACCCACUGGACGUUGGACAAGUACGGCAUCCAGGCCGACGCCAGGCUGCUUUUCACGCCGCAGCACAAGCUUCUGCGCCUCCAGCUGCCCAACAUGAAGCACAUGAAGGUCAAGGUCAACUUCUCCGACCGCGUCUUCAAGGCCGUGUCCGACAUCUGCAAAACCUUCAAUAUCCGCCACCCAGAGGAGCUAUCUCUACUGCGUAAGCCCCGUGAUCCCAAGAAGAAGAAGAAAAAGUUGGAGGAGGCAGAGGAGGACGAUCUGGAGCUGGAGGGUCCGCUGUUAACCCCUGGAUCAGCCUCUGAGGUAAUAUACAUCGGACCUGUCAAAGGGAGCAUCUACUCCAGCCCAGGCCUGUACAGUAAGACGAUGACCCCCACCUAUGACUCCAGAGACGGCAGCCCGCUGUCGCCCACCACCGCCUGGUUUGGGGACAGCCCCCUCUCUGAGGGAAACCCCAGCAUCCUCGCUGUGAGCCAGCCCAUCUCCUCACCAGACAUCCUGGCCAAACUCUACAAGCACCAGUCUCUGCUGGAUAAAGCCAAAAUCAACCAGGGGUGGUUGGACUCAUCCAGGUCUCUGAUGGAGCAGGAUGUAAAGGAGAAUGAGGUGCUGCUGCUGAGGUUUAAAUACCACAGUUUCUUUGACCUCAACCCUAAGUAUGAUGCCAUCCGAGUGAACCAGCUCUAUGAACAGUCUAAGUGGGCCAUCCUGCUGGAGGAAAUUGAGUGCACAGAGGAGGAAAUGAUGAUGUUUGCUGCCCUGCAGUACCACAUCAACAAGCUGUCAAUCAUGUCUUCAGACAACCACAUGAAUAACAGUGAGAAGGAGGUGGACGAGGUGGACGCAGCCCUGUCAGACCUGGAAAUCACCUUGGAAGGAGGGAAGACGUCCAACAUACUGGGUGACAUCACAUCUAUUCCUGAGCUAGCAGACUAUGUCAAAGUCUUCAAGCCCAAGAAACUGACACUGAAGGGCUAUAAGCAGUACUGGUGCACGUUCAAGGAUAUCACCAUUUCCUGUUACAAGAGUAAAGAGGAGUCACAUGGGACACCUGCUCUCCAAAUGAAUCUCCGAGGUUGUGAGGUAACUCCAGAUGUUAACAUCUCGGGUCAGAAAUUCAACAUCAAGCUGCUCAUCCCUGUGGCGGAUGGCAUGAAUGAGAUCUGGCUUCGGUGCGACAUGGAGAAACAGUACGCCCACUGGAUGGCUGCAUGUCGCUUGGCCUCCAAAGGAAAGACCAUGGCCGACAGCUCUUACAACCUGGAGGUCCAGAACAUUCUGUCCUUCCUCAAGAUGCAACACAUGAACCCUGACCCUCAGUUAAUCGAGCCAAUCACCACAGAUAUCAACCCAGAAUGCCUGGUGUCCCCGCGCUAUCUCAAGAAGUACAAGAACAAGCAGCCAGGCUCUAUCAGGGACUUGAUUUCCACCCGGAUCCUUGAAGCCCACCAGAACGUAGCCCAGAUGAGUCUCAUCGAGGCCAAGAUGCGCUUCAUCCAGGCGUGGCAGUCCCUUCCUGAGUUUGGAAUGACUCAUUUCCUUGCCAAGUUCCAGGGGGGGAAGCGGGAGGAGCUGAUCGGCAUCACUUAUAACCGUCUGAUCCGCAUGGAUGCUAGCACUGGAGAUGCUAUUAAGACCUGGCGCUUCAGCAACAUGAAGCAGUGGAACGUCAACUGGGAGAUCAAGAUGGUGACGGUGGAGUUUGCAGACGAGCCCAGUCUGUCCUUCAUCUGCGCCGAGGUGGACUGCAAGGUGGUGCACGAGUUCAUCGGGGGCUACAUCUUCCUGUCCACACGCGCCAAGGACCAGAACGAGUCUCUAGACGAGGAGAUGUUCUAUAAGCUGACCAGCGGCUGGGUCUGAGCGGCCCCCAACCACCAGGCCAGGGGCCAACCAUUGUAGGUCAGGGGCCAGGAGGGGAGUGGCUGGGGGGGAACCACAGUGUAUGGGGUUUAUUUUAAUUCUAACUAUUUCUCAGUCUGUUUGAAUGUUUGGAGCUGUGCUGGAGAGUCCAGAACAGCGCCAACAUUGCCACGGCUGAUUUUAUUGUUAUAGUGUUUCUUUGCAUAAACGCUGACCAGGGCUUUGUUACAACACUAACUCUCUGGUGAACGCAGGCCAGAUUAUAAACGUUUGAAGGUAACCUCCAGUGGUUGAGCGGUAGCCUUACACACACCUGAAGCAGGAAGUGUUCUCCUCUCCUCCUGGACUGACGGCCAUCAACAUUACGUCCAUGACAACCCUUUAAAGCCAAUCAAACGCCACAUUGAAUCCCAAAGAUGUUUUUUUCUCUUCACUUUUUCUCUCCCUGCCUUUUCUCCUAAUAACUGAGCUAAAGAAGCUGACAUCAGACUGUCAUUAAAACAUUUGUAAUCCUAGUGCCACAGAUAGCUACAGUUAUAUCGAAUUAUUUAUCCUAAAAGACGGACUUCUUCUAAGUCCGAACAAAAGGCACUACAUGUCCAUCCUAUCACUCUACGAAGGGUUAAUCUCUUUAAGUCACAUUUAAGCACUUCUACAGUAUACAGUCCUGUUCAUGAAUAAGCUGUUGUUGAAUUUCUUUUUGCUUUUGAUGUCCUUGUGUUUGUUUUUGAACUCGCCCAGAGGGUCGAGUCUCUGUAAUGAAUUCUUGUUGUAUUAGCUGACAGGUGUGACAUUGAGAGGUUUGUUUUGUAUUUAAUAAACUGCUAAUAGUGAGCAUGUCUGGAGACACACUACAGUACAGCGCACUGGGAUGAGGGUCCUGUGGGUUUAGAAAUCUUUAAAGAGAUGUAAAUGUCCUAAAAUUCACUUUAGUGUUCAGUAAAUCUAAAAGUUUUCUGAAAACAAGCUUUUAAACAAAUGUGUUAGUCGGUAUGUUGAGCUAAGGUAGAUUACUAAAGGUUGUGUAUUUCAAAUGUGUCUCUUGCUCAUGUUUUAAAAAAUAUUGGAAGGCUCAACAUGAAGCUACAUGACCUGAAGAUAUUAAUUAUCAUUUAAGGCAGACCCCUUUUUUUAAAUUAAGGAGUUUUCUUAUGACCUGGCAUGAAAAAAAACAAUAUGGCGUCUACAUUUUGCCACAUCUCAACAUCCUGUUUUGAAUUGUAUCCAGAUUUCUAAACCCCUGGCAUCUCAUCACGUGCACUACAUAACAGGAGGAAUCAUAACUCCCUUUACCACCUUUUACCUUAUUGCCAUUUUGUCUCUCACACCAUAUAGUAUUAUUAUCAUUACACACCAGCAACAGGUCACAGAGUUUGAAGAGUGAAUAUGCAACGCUUUCUUUUCUUCUGUCCUCAGUAUGAAGGAUCGGUAAAUGAAGUAUUAUUUUUUUGUAACUAAUGUAAAAACACAAACAUUUUAUAGAAUUGUACAGUUUGUUUCUGCUGUGGGGGGUUUGGAAGUCUUUCCUUUCAGAGAUGAGGGGGAAAGCCGCCCGUCAACAUGUGUAGUAUUCAGAAUUGUGCCUACUUACGUUGUGUCCUUACUGAGUAUCCAGAUGAAGAUAAAUAUGAAUAUAUAUGAAGAUAACACUAGUCUCAAACUCCAGGUUUGAUUAAAAUAUUUGUCAAGUACAUAUUAUAAUUUUUUUUUAAACAAAUACGUAUGCCUUUUCAAUGUGCUCUUCAUUUCUUGCAUUUCUGCUUCAUUUUUAUUGAUUUUCUGCUUUUCGUUUCUGUCCAUUUGCAGCCCUGGGUUGUGUUUUUAGCUCAUUCUUUAGACUAACCGUGAUACUUAUAUCGUGCAAAUUAAGUUUUCUCAGCGCCUUUUUAAAACACUUCACUUAUUCGUCUGUUUUCGUCACAACUGAAGUGUGCCAUUUAAUAAUGUCCAUAUGAAGGAGACCCUGGAGUUUGAGACAAAUCAGCAUAAGUGAACAGAGGUAAGAGAAAAGCAAGCCUAGUCUGUUUUUAUUUUCUCUGAUGUUGUUUUAGUUUGCCUCCAGUGUCGGCAGCAGCGGUGCAUGUCCUGCUGCUCUGUUUUCUGACUGUAAAAAAUGCAUUUAUUUUAAAAAAUAAAGUAAUUUUUAUUUAA